This is a messenger RNA of Amphimedon queenslandica, 1634 nucleotides long. Its product is annotated as RNA-binding protein cabeza. Lineage: Eukaryota; Metazoa; Porifera; Demospongiae; Haplosclerida; Niphatidae. Gene Ontology annotation, molecular function: RNA binding. Gene Ontology annotation, biological process: regulation of DNA-templated transcription. The coding region runs from base 34 to 1386 and encodes 450 amino acids. The transcript is spliced from 12 exons. The record is from RefSeq and is a predicted model, not a curated record.
AGUCAUUUACGGUAUUGCACAUGCGCUUUCAAUAUGGCUGCCAAUCAAGGUUAUUCUUCUCAAGGAUAUAGCCAGAAUCCUCAAUCAGGAGGAGGUUAUUCUGGAGGUGGUUCAUCUUAUGACAAACAAGGCUAUGGCUCAUAUUCACAGGGUCAACCCCCGCCUCCCACUUCUCAAGAUGGCUAUGGAUAUCAGUCGUCCAAUCAAGGAGGCAGCUAUGGCAACCCUCCUCCUUCCCAAUAUAAUCAAGGAGGGGGAGGAGGAGGACCUACUGGAGGCUCCGCCCCUCAGAAUGUCGGCUAUGGACAGCAAAAGAGUGACGGGGGGUCUGGAGGGUAUCGUUCUGACCCACAGUAUCCUUCUCCUGGAGGUCAUUAUGACUACCCUCCCCCACCUCCUCGUUCAGACUAUGGCGGCGGCGGUGGUGGCAGUGGUAGAGGGGGCUACGGUGGAUACGGGGACAGAGGAGGGUACGGUGGUUAUCGGGGAGGGAGCAAUGGCGGUGGGCGUGGCGGCGGGUACAGAGGAGGGCGUGGCGGAGGGAGAGGAGGCUAUCAAUCGGAAGGAAGAGAUGGAGGGUAUAACUCAGGAGGUGGUGGUGGUGGUGGUAUGGUGAAGAAAACAAGAGACGAUGCUGUCUUUGUGACUGGAAUAGCACUCGAUGCGACUUUUGAAAACAUUCGAGAUGUUUUCAGCUCAGUAGGCAACAUCAAAGAGGAUCAUCGAACCGGCCAUUUUAUGAUCAAGAUGUAUGAGGAUAAGCAGCGGAAGUUCAAAGGUGAAUGUAUGGUGACUUAUGUAUCAACUGAAGGGGCUGAUGGAGCAAUCAAAUUUUUGAAUGACCACGAGUUAAAUGGGAACAAGAUGAAGGUAGAGUACGCCUCGUAUUUUAUCAACCCUGACGAUUCUUUUGGUGGGCGUGGUCGAGGAAGGGGAGGAGGAGACCGUGGUCGGGGAGGGGGUGACCGUGGUCGAGGAGGUGACCGCGGUAGGGGACGUGGGCGAGGAGGAGGAAGUUUUGGAGGAGGCGGUGGUGAUGAUGGAGGCGAUUGGCAUUGCCCGGAUCCAAAUUGUAAUAAUCUUAAUUUCGCCAGACGAAUGGAAUGUAAUAGAUGUAAGGCACCCAGACCAAUCUCUAAUUUUAAUCGUGGGGGAGGAGGUGGUUUUGACAGCAGAGGAGGAGGUGGUAGAGGAGGAGGAUGGAGAGGAGGAGACAGAGGAGGAGGAGGGGGAGGGUAUCGAGGGAGGGGAGGAGGCUGGGGAGGUGACCGAGACUAUGGAGGAAGUAGAGGAGGGUAUGGCGGUGGUAGAGGUCGUGGAGGAGGAGGGGGUCCUGAUAGGCACAGGAAUGAUGGUAGGUAUGAACGGAGGGAUCAUCCUUAUUAGAUAGCAAGGCUCUUGUGAUUUUUCUCACUCACUCACUUACUCACUGUGUGUGUGUGUGGGUGUCCACUUUUAGCAAAUGUGAUGUGAUUUGCAUGAAACCAUUUGCAUUGAACUUAACACGACAUUUUCUUCUAAUUGUACACACUCACUUGUCAUGCUUGUUUAUUUUUCUUGUCUAACACAACUUUACUUGAGAUUUCAUGAAUGUAUAAAAUAAAUUAUUCCUCAGCAAAAUGCUGCUGCAAUGU